UAGUCAGUCAAAGUUUCUCACUAGUUCAUUUUUUUUUCCUAAAAGAAGAAACAUUUUUAUCAUAUAGUUUCUUCAAAUUUCAGAAGGGAAGAGAGAAUGAUUUCUCUCGACCGAAGAUCCCCCACUCUUCUUGCUCUGCUUACUUCUCUCUGCUUUCCUUGCCGCUAUUAUUAUAUUCAUUGCCCAACCUCCCAUUCUCUCUUUUACCCCAUUUUUCCAUUCGUCGCACCCUUUUUUCGCCCAAUGCUUUGAACCCAAACACAAAACCCCAGCAACUCUGUUUUAAACCCACUUUCCCAUCGAGCCAAAGUCAAUAAACCCACGAUCCAAUUGUAACCCAAGUUUCUAGUAGAUUUCUUUUGGAGUUUUAAGUUGAUAAUUGCUGUGGUCUUCUAGUGCGGAGGGGAAAUUUUUGUUGGUGCUUUAACAUGAUGGAUUUUUCAUGGUUGAGCACCAUUCUAGUUGGGGCAGGAUGCCUUGCCUUGGGUUACUGCAUUGGUAAGCGCCGUCCUGCUUGUUUGUUUUUCUCAUCAAGAGGAGCUAAAGAUACUACAAUUUCUAAAGCAAAUAAUAAGAACACCAAAGAACCCUUUGAAAUUGAAAAGUUGGCUGACAUUCUAGAGGAUUUUAAAAUGGUGUUGGUUGUAAGAAAUGAUCUUAAGAUGGGCAAAGGGAAAAUUGCUGCCCAGUGCAGCCAUGCGACUUUGGGUCUUUACAAAAAACUCCUUCAUCGUGCACCAAAAGCUUUGGACAGGUGGGAGAUGUGUGCUCAGCCAAAAGUGGUUGUGAAAAUCGAAAGUGAGGAAGAUAUGCUAGUUUUGCAAGAGAGGGCAAAAUCGCUAAGCUUACCAACCCAUAUCACCAUUGAUGCAGGGAGGACUCAGAUUGCACCAAGACUAUCCACUCUGCCCUCUUUGCCUUCCUUUUCCAUUCUGUUGCCUCUUUAAUAACCUCUAGUUAGUUCAUGCUGGCAGGAUUUAGCUCAAAGUGAAACUCAAAAGUAUGGGUUUCCCAAACAGAAAACUAAAAGAGAUGGAAAGAAAUUGUAGAGUUUGAAAAGAGAUGAUAAAGCGCUGAAUAGGGAAAAGAGAAUGAUGAAGAACCAAAUUAGAGUUGGGUUAUUGUUUUAUUUCGCUUUCAUUGAAGGUUGUUCACCCUUUAUUAUAUAAUUAAUUAGUGUUACGAAAACAAUUUUUUCCUAAACAUUCAAACACCAACUGUUAUUACCUUCAAUUAUUGAUCCAAUAGAAAUGUUAGGAAGGAUAAAUGACCAACUCAUUGUGAUUCUUCUCUGUUUCCUGUAAAUGUGCUUGAGCUUUACUGUUGCAAUCCCAUCCAUGUUAUAUUUUAUAAGCAUUAGGAUUCAAAAGUGGAGAGUUGGAGAUGUGAGCUUAAAGAUAUAACAAAUUGUAUGAUUAUUUGAAUUAUCAUGUGCUGCUAAAUGCUUCGUCAGUGUAACUUUUUGUUCAAACAUCCACUCUGAAGUUAUUUUUAGUUAGCGAUUUUUAGGCCCUAGUCAUCAAGUACUGCUUCCAAAGGCUUUUUGUCUGAUUUAUCAUACAAUGAAAUUCACUAUUUUGUAUUCAU
Messenger RNA from Theobroma umbraticum, 1587 nucleotides. Its product is annotated as Peptidyl-tRNA hydrolase II (PTH2) family protein. NCBI's taxonomy places the organism in Eukaryota, Viridiplantae, Streptophyta, Magnoliopsida, Malvales, Malvaceae. The record is from RefSeq and is a predicted model, not a curated record. Gene Ontology annotation, molecular function: peptidyl-tRNA hydrolase activity. Gene Ontology annotation, cellular component: mitochondrion; cytosol.